Molecule: messenger RNA, 2763 nt
Organism: Prunus armeniaca (apricot)
Lineage: Eukaryota; Viridiplantae; Streptophyta; Magnoliopsida; Rosales; Rosaceae
Source: the annotation of a GenBank genome assembly
AUGACUUGUUGCUUGGGAGAUCCCUUGGAAGCUCUAUAUGGAGGAGGGAUUGUAGUAAAUCCAGAAUUUAACUACAACAUUGAAGGUUGGAAAGCUUUUGGAGAAGGUAAAAUAGAAGAACGAAUAUCGAAGGAAGGAAACAGGUUCAUUGUGGCACGUAGUAGAAAGCAUCCAUCAGACAGUUUAUCACAGAAGGUUCAAGUCGAGGAAGGGAAAAUCUAUAGCUUUUCUGCUUCUGUUCAAGUCAGUCAAGGAAGGGAGAUUGUAGCUGUUGUCUUUAAGUUUCCGAAUGGCGAUGGUGUACGUGGUGGUGAUGUUGUAGCUGAGGAGGGGUGCUGGACCUUGCUAAGAGGUGGCAUAGUAGCAAAUUUCACAAGCCCAGUUGAGAUUCUUUUUGAGAGCAAAACCACAUCAGUGGAAAUAUGGUUGGACAAUGUCUCAUUACAACCUUUCACCAAGGAGGAAUGGAGAUCCAACCAGGACAAGAGCAUCAAUGAGGUACGUAAGAGUAAGGUGAGGUUACAGGUAACUAAGGCAAGUAAAACUCCUCUGAAAGGCACUAGAGUAUCCAUCAAGCAAAUCAAGGCACACUUCCCAUUUGGAUGUGGCAUGAACCAUUAUAUCCUCACAAACCCUGAUUACCAGAAUUGGUUUGCAUCAAGAUUUAAGUGGACCACUUUCACAAAUGAGAUGAAGUGGUACAGCACCGAGAAAAUACAAGGCCUAGAAAACUAUACUAUUGCAGAUAACAUGGUAAAAUUUGCCCAACAGAAUGGGAUUUCUAUUAGAGGCCACAACGUAUUCUGGGACGAUCCGAAGUACCAGCCUGACUGGGUUAAAUCCCUUUCCCCCGAGGAACUACGAACAGCAGCAGCAAAGAGAAUCAAUUCUGUGGUUUGUAGAUACAGAGGACAACUAAUUGCUUGGGAUGUAAUGAAUGAGAAUCUUCAUUUCAGAUUCUUUGAGGAUAACCUUGGUGAAAAUGCUUCUGCAGAAUCCUACUCAAUAGCUCAGCAGCUUGAUCCUGACACAGUUAUGUUCAUGAAUGAGUAUAAUACCAUGGAAUAUAGCGAAGACAAGAAUUCAAGUGCAGCCAACUACAAGAAGAAACUUGAAGAGAUUUUAUCAUAUCCAGGAAAUGCUAAUCUGUCAGCCGGAAUAGGGUUGCAAGGUCACUUUGGUUCUGGUCAGCCAAAUCUUGCUUACAUGAGAUCUGUUUUAGACAUGUUAGGUUCAACAGGAUUACCAAUAUGGCUUACAGAAGUGGAUGUGGGAAAAGGCCCAAAUCAGGCUCAGUAUUUGGAAGAGGUGCUGAGAGAGGGCUAUUCUCAUCCUGCAGUUAAAGGGAUCAUCAUGUUUGUAGGCCCAUUGGCAGCUGGUUUUAAUGUUACCACACUUGCAGAUAAUGACUUUAAAAAUACUCCAUCAGGAGAUGUUGUGGACAAGCUGAUUGAUGAAUGGAACUCUGGGACCCAAGAAAUCACAACAGAUGAUCAAGGAUUUAUAGAACUUUCCCUUUUUCAUGGAGAUUAUGAGAUCACAGCAGAAAACCACAUCACCAAUUCUUCGGCUACUGUAAGCCUUAGUGUUACACAAGCUGAACCACUUGCAAUUGUUCAGGAAGCAAGUGCAGCCAACUACACGAAGAAACUUCAAGAGAUCCUAUCAUAUCCUGGAAAUGCUAAUCUGUCAACCGGAAUAGGGUUGCAAGGUCACUUUGGUUCUAGUCAGCCAAACCUUGCUUACAUGAGAUCGACUUUAGACAUGUUAGGCGAAGUUGCAGAACGUUCGCAAAAUCAGUUCCCGGCUUGUGAUUCAUUUCAUCUGAGCUACAAGAUAGCUGGAUUUGGAAGUUCUGAAGGGAUUUCGAUCUCAGACUCAAAGACGAAGGUUGAAGGAGGCUCAGAAAAGGAAGUUGAUGAGAAAACAGCAGCUGUCUAUUUGCAAGAUGCUAAGGCCCUGGGCAUUAUUCAAACUGCGGUUUCAGAUCAGAUUUUCCCACGAAUAGCUAAUGCUGAAACAGCAAAAAUGGCUUGGGAUCUGUUGUAUGGAGAGUACCACGGUGGUGAUCAGGUAAGGUCUGUAAAACUACAAAAUCUGAGGCGUGAAUUUGAGUAUGCUAGGAUGAGAGAUGAUGAAACCUUAUAUGGCUAUUUGACUAGGCUAAAUGAUUUGAUAAACCAAAUGAAAACAUUUGGUGAGAUUCUGACUAAUGAGAGACUUGUUCAGAAAAUGUUGAUUAGUCUUAGCAAGCCAUAUGACCCUAUUUGUCUGGUUAUUGAAAAUACCAAAAGUUUGGAGACUGUGGAAUUGCAAGAAGUUGUAGCUAUUUUGAAAAGUCAAGAACAAAGCAAAGCAAGAAUCAUUCUAAGUCUCAAAAGAAUUGGAAUCCUAAGGGAAAACCAUGGGAAUCGAAAAGAAAGCCUCAACAGAACAACUAUACAUCAAAUCACAGUUUUGGUUCACCAUAACAGACAACUCAAGAUGCUGUUAAACCACAGUGCAAGGGAAUGCACCUUAGGUAAGGCUACUCAAAAGGCCAACUGUGUCAAUCAAACUGAGAUGAUUGGAAACCUAUUCUUUGCUAAUAGUGUCAUUUCUGAUGUGAAAAUAAAUGGAAACUGGUAUAUUGACAGUGGCUGUAGCAACCACAUGACUGGGAGCAUAGGCUCUCUAGUGAUUAAGACUAGUGCUGGCAAGAAAUACAUUAGAGAAGUCAUGUUUCUACCUGGAUUAAAGGAGAAUUUGUUGAGCGUUGGUUAA